UAGCUGUAACCUGUAAAGACAACAACUUUAAAACAGGGGAUGCAGAAAAAAAAGAAGAAAAAAAAACCAGACUUAUGAUUUCUUUCUCGAUUUAAUGCUUGUUUGUUUGUUUGUGUUACCUCACACACGUGGGUGAGUUUACAGAUGGCGAAUUUAUGAAGGCAAAUAGUCGAUGUUUUCAAUAAUAAAUUUAAAUUUCUGAAUCAGAUGUCCUUCUUGAUAUAUAUAUAUAUAUAGAGAGAGAGAUGAAAAGUUCUUCAUCUUUUAAGUAUUCCGGCCAAGAAAGACUGCAUCGGCGAAUCGGAGGUUUUUUGCUCCCCACGAUACACACAGCCAUCGCCGGUUUCCAGGUUAUCAAUUGUUAUUAAUUUUGGAGAAAGAGAAAGGAGAAUAUGUCUACUUAUUUCAAUAAGGAUCAAUCUCUAUCAAGUUCGUAUGUUGAAUCGUCACCUAACAUGAUGUAUAGUCAUCAUCAUCAUAAUAAUAAUAAUUACUCUUCGUCUUCUUCUUCCCCCUUUCAAGAAAUUUCAACAAAUGGUGAAAAACAGAGUAGGUUACCGGAGAAUGAUUUCAAUUCAUGGAGAGAUAAUCAGCUUCUUCUUCUUCAUGGUGGCGGCGGCGGUGGUGGUACUCAAGAAUUAUCUCUCAGUUUAAGUCCUCAUAUGCAAAUGCCUCCGUUUUUGGGUUGUUCUAAUUUGUCGAUUUCAGCUCAUGAUAACCUUAGAUUACAGGAAGACGACCAUUUAAACAAUCUUAUGCAAAUCGAUCAUAACGGCGGCCAUGGCCAUGGUCAUGGUCAUGGUCAUAUUUCAAGAAGCUUUCCUAAUUCAAAGUACUUAAGAGUGGCUCAAGAAUUGCUUGACGAGGUUGUUAAUGUCCGGAAAGCCCUGAAACGUCGCGAUUCCAACAUGGAAUUACAGCCAAAGAAGGAUAAUAAUAAUAAUACAUCAUCGCCACAAGAUUGCUCCGGCAGCAAAGUCAGAACCGAGCUUUCCUCCGUCGAAAAACACAAUCUUCAGGAGAAAUUGACAAAGCUUAUAGCUAUGUUGGACGAGGUGGAUAGAAGAUACAAGCAGUAUUACAAUCAUAUGCAAAUAGUGGUAUCCUCUUUUGAAACGGUAGCCGGAAACGGAGCGGCGAGGCCGUACACGGCGUUGGCAGUUCAGACUAUCUCCCGCCAUUUCCGAUCUUUGCGUGAAGCGAUAACAGGACAGAUGAAAUUAACUAGGAAGAGCCUUGGAGAGGAAGAAGAUAUAAACGGGAAUAUCAAAGGAAUCGGAAUUUCAAGACUCCGGCAUGUCGAUCAGCAACUCCGGCAACAGAAACAGCUUGGUAUAAUGCAACAACAUGCAUGGCGACCUCAAAGAGGCUUACCGGAAAACUCUGUUUCUAUACUUCGUGCUUGGCUAUUCGAACACUUUCUUCAUCCGUACCCAAAAGAUUCUGAUAAGAUUGUUUUAGCAAGAGAAACUGGUUUGACAAGAAAUCAGGUUUCAAAUUGGUUCAUUAAUGCAAGAGUUCGUCUAUGGAAACCAAUGGUGGAAGAGAUGUAUAAAGAAGAGUUUGGAAUACCGGAAAUGGGUUCCAAAUCCUCAUCCGACCUCGGGUCUUCACCCCCCGCCGCUGCCGGAGCCGUCGAAGAAAUGGAAAUGGUGCCCGGAAAUCUGACAAUAUCAGAAAUGGAUCACGAUGGAAGUGUUUUCCAAGAUGCAAUCUGGUUUGGGAAUAACGGCGGUGGUGGUGGCGGCGGCGUGUCUCUGACUCUAGGAUUGCAUAACCUUGGGGAGAAUUAUCGACUUCCAAUCUCAACCGGAGAUCUUAAUCAAUUUAACAAUACGGUAAGAUCUGACGGUCACGGUGCUCAUGUUUAUAACAUUAAUGUUGGAUCAGAUGCGGCGGCGGCUUCUUCUUCUUCGCAUCUCUUAUUACAUGAUUUUGUAGCUUGAUUCUGUUUGUUUGUUUUCAUUUCCUUUAUGUAAAGACACAUGAAAUCUAUUAAAUAAACCAAUUUUGGGUCUU
Molecule: messenger RNA, 2019 nt
Organism: Impatiens glandulifera
Lineage: Eukaryota; Viridiplantae; Streptophyta; Magnoliopsida; Ericales; Balsaminaceae
Product: BEL1-like homeodomain protein 7
Exons: 4
Coding region: 393-1946 (517 amino acids)
Biological process (GO): regulation of transcription by RNA polymerase II
Molecular function (GO): RNA polymerase II cis-regulatory region sequence-specific DNA binding; DNA-binding transcription factor activity, RNA polymerase II-specific
Source: RefSeq, a predicted model, not a curated record